CUAGGAAGAUAGAUGCCUCUCUUUGAAAACAAAUGUCAGUUGAAAAUUUAACCGGACAUAGAUAUAUAUAAAUAACCUCUUGUUCCUUACAAUUUCCCGAAGAUUUGAUAGACUACGGCACGGUAGCUUGUGGGGGUACUAUCUUAAAGUCAUAUAUGAAACCUUAUAGAGAAAGAGAGAGAGAGAAUGAUGGGUUUUCCUUCUUUCUCAAGACUGGUUUAAGUGGGCUUAUAGUUUGAAGUUCUGAAAAGCUGGUUGGUAUGUUAAUUUCUGUUAGCAACAAUGGCCACAGUAAUGGAGAAAAGUGUAAAGGAAGAAGCUGACAAUCUUGCAUCUUUGCCUUCCUUAUCUUCAGUGGUUGCAGUAGCUGUCAAUGGAAAGAAAAAAAGCAAAUAUGUAGUAAAGUGGGCACUGGAGAAGUGUGUUCCUGAGGGAAAGGUUAUCUUCAAACUGAUACAUGUCCGUGAAAGGAUUACUGGAGUUCCUACACAAAUGGGAAAUUCCAUUCCGCUUUCACAAGUACGGGAGGAUGUAGCAGCUGCUUAUAUAAAGGAAAUUAAUUUUCAGACAAGUCAAAUGCUUCUUCCUUACAAGAAAUUGUGCGCUCAGAAAAAGGUGGAAGUAGAUGAUAUAGUUAUUGAAUCAGAUGAUGUGGAAAAAGCAAUAGCAGAGGAGGUUGCUAAACAUGAUAUCCACAAGCUUGUCAUAGGAGCUUCAUCACGUGGCUUGUUCACAAGGAAACUUAAGGGUCUAUCCUCAAAAAUCUCAGCGAGCACUCCAAGAUUUUGUACAGUCUAUGUUGUUUCGAGAGGAAAGUUGUCUUCCGUACGCCCAUCCAAUACAGAAAUGAAUGGAAGCUUUAAAGAUGACAGUAGUGAAACAAGUUGUUCUAGCCAGAGUUUGUCAAGCCACACUUCCAGCUCACUGACAGAUUAUGCUUCGGUUGCUUCGCACUCUCAUUUCUGUUCUCCUUCACUACCAAUGCAGCGAUUUCAAGCUCUUUCUACUAUUAACCACAACCUUCUUAAGACAGGAACAAAUUCAGUUGAAACAAACCAUUCUAGAUGCCAGUCCUUGGAUGUUGAGGAAAGGAAGGACGAUAUGAGUUCUUAUCCCAAUAAAGCAGAUUCUGAACCUGCAUUGAAUUGGGCCUAUAGUUGCAAAACCUUGCCAACAGAUGAUCAAUCAUGGAUUUCUGAUCAAGCUUCCAACUUAGAUGCUCUCACCGAUUAUCCUUCAUCAGAUACUCAGGAAAUUGAUUUUGAGCUGGAAAAGCUAAGAAUAGAACUCAGACAUGUCCGAGGAAUGUAUGCAAUAGCUCAAAGUGAGACAAUAGGUGCUUCCCGGAAGCUACACAAUCUCAGUGAACGCCGGAUGGAGGAAGCAAUGAAGCUCAAGGAGAUAAAUAUCAAAGAGGAGAGAGCCAAAGAAUUAGCAAGACAAGAGAAAGAGAGGCAUGAAGCUGCAAAAAGAGAAGCUGAAUAUGUGAGAGAAUGUGCUGAAAGAGAAGCCUCCCAACGGAGAGAAGCAGAGAUGAAGGCUAUUCAUGAUUCUAAAGAGAAAAAAAAGUUUGAGAAUGCUCUUGUUGGUCCAGUGCAGCAAUACCAUAAGUUCACAUGGGAAGAGAUUGUGUCUGCCACUUCAUCUUUCUCUGAAGAUCUUAAAAUAGGGAUGGGGGCAUAUGGAUCAGUUUAUAAGUGCAAUCUGCAUCAUACAACUGCAGCAGUGAAAGUUCUUCACUCCGAAGAUAGUCACAAAAAUAAGCAGUUCCUGCAGGAGCUUGAUAUCUUGAGCAAAAUUCGGCAUCCCCAUUUACUUCUCCUUCUUGGAGCCUGUCAAGAUCGUGGUUGCCUAGUCUACGAGCACAUGGAGAAUGGUAGCCUGGAGGACAGGUUGCUCAAGAAAAAUGGUUCACCUCCCAUUCCUUGGUUUGAGAGGUGCCGAAUAGCUUGGGAAGUAGCCUCAGCUCUUGUCUUUCUUCACAACUCAAAGCCAAGAGCAAUAAUCCAUCGUGAUUUGAAACCAGCAAACAUUUUGCUUGAUCAUAACCUUGUGAGCAAGAUUGGUGAUGUUGGCCUUUCUACAAUGCUUAAAUCAGAUGUUUCUUCUAUGUAUACUGUAUGCUCUUACGCAGGGCCUGUUGGGACACUCUGCUACAUAGAUCCUGAGUAUCAAAGGACUGGGAUACUAUCUCCACAGUCCGAUGUUUAUGCUUUUGGAAUGGUGAUUUUGCAGUUGCUGACUGCAAAACCAGCAAUAGCACUAGCCCAUGUGGUGGAAACUGCUUUAAGUGAUGGUAAGUUAUUGGAGAUUUUGGAUCAAGAAGGCGGGAAUUGGCCAAUUGAGGUGGCAAAGGAAUUGGCUGAAAUGGGACUGAGCUGUGCUGAGCUUCGGCGUCAAGAUAGACCUGAUUUGAAAGAGAAAGUACUUCCUGCACUGGAGAGAUUGAAAGAAGUUGCUGAUAGGGCUCGAGAUUCAGCUUGCAGAGUGCCAUCUGCACCUCCUAACCACUUCAUCUGCCCAAUUCUUAAGGAUGUGAUGGACGAUCCUUGCGUUGCUGCGGAUGGUUACACUUAUGACCGCAGAGCAAUAAAGCAAUGGCUUGAAGAGAAUGAUACAUCUCCAAUGACAAAUAUGCCAUUGCCUCAUAAGAAUCUGAUACCAAAUUACACGCUUCUUUCUGCAGUUGUGGAGUGGAAAUCUGGAAUCCAAUAACCAUCCUCUAUUGAUUUUGCAGAAUUACAUCGACAAUUGUUAGUGAAUCAUGAGCCUUCUUUUUGUAAUUAUAGUGGAUUAGUUUAGAGGCCAAUGACAUUUCUCAUUCAUAAUUAUUUAGGACAAUGCUGACACAGUUGUUUCCUUGCGGAUUCCUUAAUUGAAAACUCAUCAUGUAAUUAUAUUUUUUGUGGGGAAAAAAGGAAAGAAGCAGCAAGAAACAAAAGUCAGCUGUUAAUGUUUUAGGUGCUACUUCUCCAUGUGGUUUUGCAUAUUAGAGUGCACGUGGUUUCAAAUUUGAAAGAUGGAUUGUACAUACAAAGAACAUCUUUCUUUUGAAAGUGUACAGGUUUGUUUGGUUAUGUUGUUUAAACAACGGUUUUUGUUAUUUAAUCAACACAACGCUUAUUUUCACAA
Quercus robur (English oak) is the source of this 3132-nucleotide messenger RNA. RefSeq names its product U-box domain-containing protein 35-like. Gene Ontology annotation, molecular function: ubiquitin-protein transferase activity; protein kinase activity; ATP binding. Lineage: Eukaryota; Viridiplantae; Streptophyta; Magnoliopsida; Fagales; Fagaceae. The transcript has 11 exons. The record is from RefSeq and is a predicted model, not a curated record. Bases 283 to 2715 code for a protein of 810 amino acids. Gene Ontology annotation, biological process: protein ubiquitination; protein phosphorylation.